CCAGUUUGCUUUGCCAGCUGCAUGUGCUACUCCUCCGCUUCAACGCCUGCUGCCGCUGCUGCCUUGGCUGCCUCCUGGCUUCCCAAAGGCCGCCUCUCAUCCGCAUCGAGAUCCCGAUCACGCACCAUGGUCUCAGCCUCCACGGCCACGGUCGUCGACCGUGAGCAAAUCCUGGGCGAUUGGGUCCGUCACAUGUAUGAGGUGAGUUUGUGACGGCAUCGUGACUGACCUCCCAGUCUUUUGUGCGUUGAAGCCCAGCCGCUCACCCAAAUGACCACCGUGUCACUGAUCAGUAUCAAAUGGACCACAACCUCCGCCUGCUGGACCUCUUUCGCGAACUUGAUAAUGGCCACGACAAGAUCCGCUGCAAAGACUUUGACAGUGCCCUCAUGCGCCUCGGUCAUCAAGUGCAACCCGAGCACCUGCGCGUCAUUAUCGAGACCUUGGACUACAACAGCAACGGCGAGAUUGAAUAUGCCGAGUUCAAGCGCAUCUUUGACGCCUUGCGUCGAGUUAUGAAAAAUGACCAGCUGCGCGUGCUUGAUCUUUUUCGCGAACUGGAUGACGGCAAUGGAACCAUCAAUGGCAAAUCCUUUGCUGCAGCUUUGGAGCGCCUGGGCCACCCUCUGCCCGCACCACAGCUCAAACUCGUUCUCAAGGAGCUCGAUGACGAUGGCAAUGGUAACAUUGAUUACCGCGAGUUUAAAACGGCCUUU
Monosiga brevicollis MX1 is the source of this 716-nucleotide messenger RNA. RefSeq lists its product as uncharacterized. The annotation marks the transcript as partial. The transcript is spliced from 2 exons. Gene Ontology annotation, molecular function: calcium ion binding. NCBI's taxonomy places the organism in Eukaryota, Choanoflagellata, Craspedida, Salpingoecidae. The record is from RefSeq and is a predicted model, not a curated record.